This is a messenger RNA of Closterium sp. NIES-65, 624 nucleotides long. The record is from the annotation of a GenBank genome assembly. Lineage: Eukaryota; Viridiplantae; Streptophyta; Zygnematophyceae; Desmidiales; Closteriaceae.
AUGACAGGGGUAGCAAAGGCGUGGGUGGAUGACAGGGCAAUCCUUCCUCCCGCCGCCACGCCUCCAUCUGCCCGCCGACGCGUCCGACCUCCGCGCCGACGCGGACGACCAGCGCGGCGACGCGGACGACCUGCGACCGCCGCGGACGGCCAGCGCGCGACCCCCGACGACCAGCGCGCUGCCGCGGACGGCCAGCGCGGCCUCGCCGACGGCCCGCGCGCUGACGCGGACGGCCAGCGCGGCCCCGCCGACGACCCGCGCGCUGACGCGGACGGCCAGCGCGGCCCCGCCGACGACCCGCGCGCUGACGCGGACGGCCAGCGCGGCCCCGCCGACGACCCGCGCGCUGACGCGGACUGCCAGCGCGGCCCCGCCGACGAGCCGCGUGCUGACGCGGACAGCCAGCGCGCGGCCACGAAAGAACCGCGCGCCACCGCGGACGGCCAGCGCGCGGCCGUCGACGCCCCUGCGCCAACGUGGACGGCUGGCGCGCAGCCGCGGCUGAUCUGCCCGCCGUCGCGUUCGCCUGCCCGCGAUCUCCACGACCUCGAAACCCUAAUUCCUCCCCGCACUUCCGCACCAGCCUCUCUUCCCCUCUACCUCCUCCCCCUACUCCACCCCUAA